GCUGCCUGUUUUCCUGCCGUUUCCUACCUCAUCUGGCUGCAUGUGAAUGGACAGCAGGCUGCAGCUUGACUCGGUUUCCGGAGGAGUUGAGGAGGAAUCCAACACCUGCAGCAGGUGUGUCGCUGCUGCUGCUGCCAACAGGAUGUCCUGCUGCUGCUGCUGUGUGGCUGCCAGCGGGGAGCUGCUGGACGGGAUCCGGAAGAAGGUACGGCUGUUCUCAGAGGAGGAGGAGGAGGAGGUGAGCAGGAGGAAGAUGGACGUGUCUCUGCUUAGAGAAGAGUACAGGAGCAGCAGAGAGAAGCAGAAGACCCUCACACAGGUGCUGCUGUUCCGGACAGUUUCAGAGGAGCCAGCCGAAGCUGUAAGAAUCGUCCCUGUUGCUCAGGGUUUGGUGUCUCCGUGGGAACCAAACACCCCGCCCCCAUCCUUUGACGCCGACCAGAAGAUGUACGACCCCUGGCACGUCCACCUGGAGCUCCACAGGCGCUCCCAUCCUACCGGGUCGACCCAGCUGCCUCACAGCAGGCAUACGUGGUCUUCGUCCUCUGACGUCGGUGGCUCUCAGCAGGAGUCCAGAAGCAGAAAACCCUCAUCAUCAGUUUCUCUCUGCAGCUCCAGAGAAACAUCGCCCUGCACCAGAGAAAAAGACGAGGCGCGUCCAGACUCUGGAACGUCUGACGGAUCCAGUGGAGGCUCCUCCAGAACCUGCGGGGUGGAUCAGGUCCAGAGUUCCUCUGAACAACACCUCAGUGAGGAUCCUGCUGAGAUGAGCGCACAGAGUUCAGUCAUUAUUUUUCAGGGUCCUGUGGACCCUGGCCCUGAUGGAGGUUCCACCUGCACCCCAAGUACCACCAGCCCCCACCUGAACCAGGAACAGAACCAGUCUUCAGAGAGUAUUACAUCAAAGGCUCGGAGGGGCUCUAGGUUCAGCAGGCAGCUGAGCAUUGGGGGGAUGUGCUCGUCCUCACAGAACCACUACCCGUUCCCAAGCAGAAAGACCCCAAGGAUCUCUGAGGCUGCCAGAAGACUGGGGAUGUACUCGUCCUUCUGAGGACUGCAGGGUCAGGGUUAAGGCCACAUCCAGCAUCCACACAGUCUGACAUGAAGCUCUGUCUGUGACUGAGAUGACAAAAUGCAACAAAAUGUGUUGAGCAGCAAGACGUGGAACACCGACAAUGUUUUGCUCCAUUUCUGUAAUGCUCACACUAAGGUGGAUAGGAACCUGCUGGUUUAUGAUUUAGAGGUAAAGAAGCAAACAAGAUUUUCUUUAAUUAUUCAGUCUGUUGUGUUUGCUUGUGUACCAUCAAUCAACAGAAAUAAUGAAAAACAAUUGAAAAGGUUGGGAAAAACAAAAAAAAUAAUGCUGAAAAUGUAAUUAACAUUAAUAAAGGUUUAAAAACAGGAUUCUGAAGCUGCCAUCGUGUUUGAGGACAUGGAUCUGCUGCAGAAGUGUGUUUCGUAAAUUCUUUUGAUUAAAUGCAAAUGUUUAAUCUUAUUAGAUUUGUUUUUAAGGCUGAUCUGCUACUAAUAAACCAAA
Molecule: messenger RNA, 1537 nt
Organism: Melanotaenia boesemani (Boeseman's rainbowfish)
Lineage: Eukaryota; Metazoa; Chordata; Actinopteri; Atheriniformes; Melanotaeniidae
Exons: 4
Coding region: 47-1051 (334 amino acids)
Source: RefSeq, a predicted model, not a curated record